Messenger RNA from Mesocestoides corti, 942 nucleotides. The record is from the annotation of a GenBank genome assembly. NCBI's taxonomy places the organism in Eukaryota, Metazoa, Platyhelminthes, Cestoda, Cyclophyllidea, Mesocestoididae.
AUGUGCGGCAGGGUAGCAUGCGCAUUAUGUGAGUCGGACAUUGUCGCUCGACUGAAGUCACAGCUGGGAGAUAAACGAGCAUUUCUGUGGCAGGCUUCACCUUGUCUGGGCGACUACACUCCUUCGUUCAACAAAGCACCGGGUAGUUUCAACCCAGUGCUUAUCUCCCCCACGCAUGUGAAAUCGUGUGACGAAGACGACUCAGCUGGAAUAAUCCAGGUCAUGCGUUGGGGCUUGAUCGCAUCCUUUGUUCCCAAUGCAGUGCAACAAGCCUCGUCUUCGAGCAAAUUUGCCACUGCCAACGCCCGAGCCGAAGGUAUUCUCCAAAGACCUUCCUACAGGGACUCAUUUAAACACGGUCGAAUGUGUGUUGUGGUCACCCAGGGAUUCUACGAGUGGGCAAGACAUAAAACCAACAAAAAGCAGCCAUAUUUUGCUUGCUUGCCUGGCGAAUCGAAGCCGCUUGUGCUAAUGGCUGGAGUAUUUUCAGUCAACAAGGAGCAAACGCUUUACUCCUAUAGCAUCAUUACGACUGAAGCCGUCAAUGAAAUGGCCAGUAUACACGACCGCAUGCCGGUCAUAUUCAGUGAUCCGGAGGAUGUCUUUGACUGGCUCAAUUCCACAGGCGACUCAGUUGGUGCUACUCUACGACUCUUGCAAAAUUUGGUGUCAAAACUGAAGACCCUUCAACUGCAGAUUCAUCCAGUUACGCCCUUGAUGAAUUCCACGGCAUUUGAUUGUCACCAGUGCGUUGAACCAUUGGCAGAUUUGAAACCAUUGGUAAAGGAUCCUCCUCAUACUGGAAAAAUUGACAAGUUUUUCGUAAAGAAGGUGACCAUUAAAAGAGAAAAACCCGAAACCGAUGACCCGUCAGACCACCCACCGCCAAAACUGCCAUCACUGGAACCCUACCCGACAAAUUUGAAGCCUGAAAAUCACUGA